CACAUUCCGCGCGGGCGCCGGCGUCAUUGAAUUGCUCGAAAUUUCUGCGAUUUUACGAAAUUAACCAGCUGCCAUUCGCAAUUCACACGAAAUGUCCCUGGAACAGCUCAAGAGCGAUGUGGCCGAAAUUGCGGCCUUUCUGGCGCAGGCGAAAGGUGCCCGCGUAAAAGGCGUGCUGACCACCGCCAAAGCGGAGGCCGAGCGGGAGAUCGUCAACCUGGAGAUGAAGGCCAAGAUUGCCGCGGAGCGAGAGGCCUCGGGAUCCGGAGAUGCCAAGAGAUAUCUGCACGAGCUGACCAACUACGGCUGGGACCAGAGUGAGAAAUUCGUGAAGCUCUUCAUCACGCUGAACGGCGUGCAGGGCUGCACGGAGGAGGAUGUGACCGUCAGCUAUACGCCCACCUCGCUGCAGCUGCACGUUCGCGAUCUGCAGGGCAAGGACUUUGGCCUGACCGUAAACAAUCUGCUGCACGGCAUUGAUGUGGACAAGAGCUACCGCAAGAUCAAGCAAAAUAUGGUGGCCAUCUAUCUGAAGAAGUCCAAGGACGAUGUCCACUGGGACGUCCUCACCGCCAUCCAGAAGCGACUGAAACAGAAGGCCGACAGCGAGCUGAGCAAGGACAGCGAUAACCCGGAAUCGGCGCUGGUCAACAUCAUGAAGAAGAUGUACAACGAGGGCGACUCCAAGACGAAGCAGAUGAUUGCCAAGGCCUGGACCGAGAGUCAGGAUAAGGCCAAGUUGGGCAAGGAGGCGGGCGGAGGCUUGGCCGGCGGUCUGGACACUCUCGGCGAUCUCUAGAUAUUACAUUAAACCCACCAUCCAAAUGUAAUGUAUUGCUAAAUACCUAAGCACUGCUUUGAUUCCAGCACACUUUGUAUAUGUGGAUAAAUAAAAAAUAAAUAAAGUCCUGCGAGGGCAUUAAGUUAAAAAAA
Drosophila takahashii is the source of this 933-nucleotide messenger RNA. Its product is annotated as calcyclin-binding protein. Lineage: Eukaryota; Metazoa; Arthropoda; Insecta; Diptera; Drosophilidae. The record is from RefSeq and is a predicted model, not a curated record. Gene Ontology annotation, cellular component: nucleus. Gene Ontology annotation, biological process: heart development. Gene Ontology annotation, molecular function: ubiquitin protein ligase binding; tubulin binding; S100 protein binding.